Molecule: messenger RNA, 513 nt
Organism: Caenorhabditis bovis
Lineage: Eukaryota; Metazoa; Nematoda; Chromadorea; Rhabditida; Rhabditidae
Source: the annotation of a GenBank genome assembly
AUGCCAACCGUUGAAUUGCAGACGAUGAAGACGUGCCUCAUGGUGACGUCAUGCAUUUGCUGCCUGUGCUGCCUCAUCAUCUUUCUUCCGAUGAUCUUCGGCGGCGCCUAUUUCCUCACCGCCCUCUACACCAUCAUCGGCAUCGCCCAAAUGAAUUGCACCGACAGCGAGUUGGCGAUCGCCGAAUCGUGCCAGCCGAUCCUCUGGGAGAUCGCCAACGUCACCGCGACGCUGCCGCCCGGCUUCGCGCAUCCCGACGAGUACGCCGAUGUGCUCGCCGCGUGCAAAGAGUUCCGCUCGUGCUACGCCGGUGUGAUUUGUCUCGACAAACGCGCCGAGACCGUCUAUCACGACGUCGCGUGCGACGUCUACAAAUAUUCGGCCGGCGAUUUCAAAGAGUGCUCGACGAAGGCAAGCAAUCUCUCAUCAUCAUCGAGAGCCCCCCAUCGAAAUUUCAGCUGCGCGCCAAUAUGCUCAAAAACGACGGACCCGGAUGCCUCAAGCAUUUUUUAA